Messenger RNA from Motacilla alba alba, 6974 nucleotides. RefSeq names its product dispatched RND transporter family member 2 (gene DISP2). The coding region runs from base 1717 to 6030 and encodes 1437 amino acids. The transcript has 8 exons. The record is from RefSeq and is a predicted model, not a curated record. Lineage: Eukaryota; Metazoa; Chordata; Aves; Passeriformes; Motacillidae.
CCGAGCCGAGCCGAGCCGAGCCGAGCCGAGCCCAGCCGAGCCGAGCCGAGCCAGGUAGAGCGGCGCCGAAUCGGGCAGAGCCGCGCCUCACCGAGUCGAGCCGAGCCGGGCAGAGCCGGGACGUGCCGGGGCGCUACCGCCACCACCGCUCCGGAGUGUUCAGCACCGCGGGCACGGACAGCGCCCGCCGCCGCCGGCCAUGGAGGCCGCGCCCGCCUCGCCGCCCCGGGAGCCGCGGCCCGAGGGGACGCGCCGCGGUCGCGACCCCGCCUCGCCCAGGUAGGAGCUGCGGGAUCGGGACAGGGGCGCGGAGCCGGUGCCCCGGCGGGUGGGAACUGCCGCCCUGCCGCCACCCCCGGUUCUGUGUGUGGAAGUCACGAGGUUGUCACCGUGUUUUCCUGGAACCAGGGCCCCCCAGUCCCGCCGAGGUGUGUCCCGUCCUCCCACCGGGAGUGCAGACGGAGUGCCUCGCUGCCUGCCCAGCUGCCCACCCGCGAUUCGGGCUCUGGCGAUGUGGGCUGCCCAGCCGGGGUCCUGGUUGCUCCUGCCCUGGGGCCAGGAACACCAUGCAUAGCUAGUCGUGCCAGGGGGAUUUCCUGGUUUGGCCUCCCGGGCAGGUUUCGAUCCUGCAACAUGGUGUGCUCUCCCUUCUGCAGCAACGGGAGAGCUAUUGUUGGGAAGCUCAGCGUGUUUCAGACAGAGACUUAUUUCAGUCCAAAGAGCUCAUCCAUAAAGCUCCACAUCCCUCAUCCCCUUGUGCCAUAUGCUCCCUUACCUGGUGUCUUAAGGCAGGUUAGCAGCCACAAUCAUCGUUUUCUGAAAACAUCAUCAAGCCCGUAAUCAUGGGCAAGGAGCCAUCCCACAUUCACAAGUACAUUGGCAUUCGUUAGACCAGGGCAACAGACCUAAGCUCUUCAGAUUCUGGUUGACAGAGCACACCCCGAGGUCAGCAGCACACAAAUCCUUUCUGAAAGCCCAAAGGUUCCAUUUCUGUCUGCUACAGGAUAUUCACGCUGUGGGAGCCCCACCCGCCCGGGAGCACUGACGGGGCACUCACUGCUCGUCAGACAGCUCUGAUGUCCCCGGCCAGAGGCUGCCGUGCCUGUGGGUCUGUCUUCAGCAACUCUCACACAAUCCAGCACUGGUUUAGACCUUGCGCAUUCAAUGGGGGCUAAGCUGUCGCUGGAGCCAUUUUCUUUGCUUGUCUGAGUACUCCUUGGCCAUUCAGACAGGUCUUGAAAUGAACACUGCAGCCUGCAAGAGGUAAGUUACAGAAAGUUAAGGCACCUGACACAGGUGUGUUUUGAACUUCACCCUUGCUGCUCACUCAGUCGUAGCUCUGUGGUCUCCACCCUCUGCCCUAGCCAAGGCUCUUCAUCAUCAAUGCUUGCCGCAUGAGCAAAAAACCACAGAUGUCAGAAAACUCCACCUUCCUCCUGGCCUCUUUCAGCCUGGGACACCAAGGUGGGGAUUUUCUUUUCCUCUCCCUUUCCAUUUUGCUCCUUUUUUUUUUUUUUUUUCUUCAAAACAAGGCUUGGCAAACAUGAUUUUCCCAGUGCAGACAGAGCUGUUCUGGCACUGAAGGCUGGAUGGGAACCUUGAGCCCUCCAUGUCUGGCUCUAUCCCAGCACAAACACCUGUACCCACAGCAGCAGCAGCAGCUGCCUGGCGUGAAGGGAAAAACAAAAUGCAGGACCUUGUCAGACCUGCCUUGCCAUGCCAGAGAUUGGGAAUGCUGAGCUCAGCUACAGUGGCACUUCCUGGGAAAAAAUCUGCCCAGUCCAUCACUGCCCCAUUCCUGCAUCCCCUGGGCUGGGAGAAGACAACCUGCCCUCCUCCAGCCACACACUUGGGCCAGUCUCCACCCAGUCCAACGGCCAGGUGCCAUCAAGCUCACAGGACUCACAGCAGCACCACCCAUAUUACCCCUGCAACCAGGAGGAGUCCCGAGGCAGCUACGGCCUGCCCUCGCUCCCCGGGCACGGCGAGAGGCCCGUGCUGUGUUCCCACCUUUCCAGCGGUGAUCUUGUGCCAGCCUCCCACCGCGAGGCCUCGGAAACGCCCUGGAAGCAGUGGUCCCCCGGGCAGCGGCGGCCGGUGCAACAUCACGUUGUCACAGUCAGACAUGACAAAGCUUUCAGGAUGCCAAAAAGUUACUCGCAGCUGAUCGCCGAGUGGCCGCUGGCCGUGCUGGUGCUGUGCUCCGUGGCAGCGGCGAUCUGCACCGCGGCUGGGCUGCUGGUUGGGAACCUGCCUGACUUUUCAGAACCCCUGAUGGGUUUUGAGCCACGGGACACUGACAUUGGCAGGAAGCUCAUUGUGUGGAGGAAUAUCGAGAGCCAUACAGGCUACAAGAAGACCCUUUCCCUUUCUCCCUAUGCCAAGAAGAAAAGCUAUGAUGACCUUGGCAUUGGCAGAGGACAGAAGGCUGCUCAGGGAGAACAAGCAGCGAGGACACGGAGAAUGGUGGAAACCAUCUAUGGAGCGGAUGGAUUCUUCUGUGGUCCCCCAGAAAAGAGCUAUUCCCAGCUGGUAUUUAUGUCCACAACUGCUGGGAGCCUAUGGAACUUGCAAGCAAUUCAGUCUAUGUGUCAAAUGGAACAAGACAAGAUACGCUCCCACGUGCAUUUUAGAGACCUCUGCCAGCGCACUGAAGCCAACGAAUGCUGCCCGAGCUGGUCCCUGGGGAACUACAUUGCUGUCCUGUACAACAGGUCUUCGUGUCUGGAGAUAACCCAAGGAGACAUCUCCCACACCCUGGCCCUGCUCCGUGCCUGUGCUCCAGACUACCACCGAGGUGUCCUCACUCCGUCCUGCAUAGGCCCCGAAGCUGCCAGACAGAAACACUCUCAGUGUGCCCAAGUCCCAGAAAAAUGUACCCGCUUCAAUGCCAUCUACCAGCUGCUUCACUUCCUGGUUGACAGGGACUUUCUCAGUCCCCAGACAAUGGAGUACCAAGUGCCCUCUCUCAAAUACAGCCUGCUUUUCCUGCCUACAAGAAAAGGUGCGUCUAUGAUGGGCAUCUACUUAGACAACCUUGAAACCUGGGAUCUGUUUGAUAACUACACAUCUAUCACUGGAAUGGACCUGGGCCUUAAACAGAAACUAUUCCAGCACUACCUUUUACUCGAUACUAAGUAUCCAGUCCUGGCAAUAUUAGCUAUUUUUCUAAGCAUUUAUUUUUAUUUACGCUCAGUGUUUAUUACCUUGAUGGUCCUGCUCGCUGUUGUCAGUUCUUUGAUGAUCUCCUACUUCUCGUACAAGGUGGCCUUCAGAUUCACCUAUUUCCCUUUUGUAAACCUGACGGCGGUCAUCAUUCUCAGCAGCAUUUGUGCCAACCACACUUUUGUCUUCUUUGACCUCUGGAACCUCAGCAAGAGCCAGAACCCUUCUGCCGGGCUUGCUCAGUGGGUGAGUCAAACCAUGCACCAUUUUGCCUAUCUCAUGCUGGCCUCGUGCUUCACAACUGGUGCUGCCUUCUAUGCCAGCUACAUCAGCAACAUCACGGCCAUCCGCUGCUUCGCUGUCUACAUGGGCACCUCGGUGCUGGUGAACCUGGUUUUCAUGAUGACCUGGCUGCCCUCUUCGGCCGUGCUCUACGAGCGCUACAUCGCAACGACCUGUGUUUACAAGCCAGAAGCCUACUGGAACAACAGCAGCCACAAGAGAGUCGCUCUCUCCGUCCAUUACAUCCUCCGGGCUCUCCAGAACACGCUGUCUGAAACCUCCAAGCUGCUCUUUGAAAAGCUUCUGCCUUGUGGGGUCAUCAAGUUUCGGUACAUCUGGAUCUGCUGGUUUGCUGCCUUAGCCAUAGGAGGUGCUUACAUUUCCUGUUCCAACCCCAAACUCAAACUCCCGACUCUGGAGACAUCGUCCGUCCAAGUGUUCAGGCUGAGCCAUCCCUUCGAGAGGUACGACUCCGAGUAUUGCCACCAGUUCAUGUUUGAGAGGCUGGAGCGCGGAGAAGGGCAGCGUAUGCCUGUCACCAUAGUCUGGGGCAUUCUGCCCGUGGAUAAUGGGGACCAUUUCAAUCCAAAAAGCAACGGCACCCUAGUGACAGACACCACCUUCACCAUCCAAAACCCUGAUGCCCAGAAGUGGCUCCUUGAAUUCUGCCAAAAAGUGAAGAACAAAACUUUCUAUUACCCUGACGCAGAACAGAAAUCUACUGUGUGCUUCAUGGAGGAGUUCCUCAGGUGGAUGAACAGUCGCCAGUGCUCCCAGCGAGACCACAGCUUCAACCUUUGCUGUAACCAGUUCUCCUUCCCUUACAGAAGCGAAGUCUUCCUGCACUGCAUCAAAAUGAUGCUCCUGGAAGAGGGCAGGGAAGGGGCAGAAACGUAUGAUAUGGGCCUCAGGUUUGAUGGGGAGGGAAACGUUGCUGCCUUAGUGCUGCAGUUUCAAACUAUCUAUCAUUAUACCUUCAACUACAGCAGAGCCAAACAAUUCUAUGAGGAAAUCAGCCUCUGGAUAACAGAGGAAAUGAAAACUGCCCCUGUGGGGCUUCAGAACGGAUGGUUUACCAGUAAACUAGAGCUCUACAACCUCCAGCACAGUCUCAGCACAGAAACCAUGGUGGUCAUGGGGCUCUCCAUAGCCAUUUCCUUCGUGGUGCUGCUGCUCACGACCUGGAACGUUCUCCUUAGCGUGUUCUCUGUUACUGCCAUUGCAGGCACUGUCCUGGUAACCACUGGCCUUUUGGUCCUCUUGGAGUGGCAGCUCAACGCCGUGGAGUCUCUCUUCAUCUCAGCUGCAGUAGGUCUCUCUGUUGACUUCACUGUCAACUACUGCAUCUCCUAUCACCUGUGCCCCCAUUCCGACCGCCUGAGCCGAGUGGCCUUUUCCCUGAAGCAGAUGAGCUGUGCCACAGCCAUGGCAGCUUCUGCUCUCUUCUCUGCAGGGGUCAUUAUGUUGCCUGCCACGGUCCUGGCCUACAGGAAGCUGGGGAUAUUCAUCAUGAUGAUCAACUGUAUCAGCUGUGGGUUUGCCAGCCUCUUCUUCCAGUCGCUCUGCUGCUUCUUUGGCCCGGAGAAGAACUGCGGGCAGAUCCUUUGGCCUUGUGCCCACACCAUGAAAGACUACUCUGAUGACUCGGGGCCGAACGGAGACUUUGCCUGUGGGGGCAGCGAGAAGCAAAACCGGUUGCGGAAGGUCCAGGAGUCCAACACUGCAAACGAGCAAUACGAGCUCCAGCCCUUGUCCAGGAAACUCAGUGACAGUUUUGACAACAGCACGUCCACAAGCAAGCUGUCCAACCGGCCCUCUGUGCUCUCUGAAGACAUACAAGUCGAAGACAACAGAUGCCCUCGAGCAGGAACGCACCCCUCCCUGGAAAGAGAGAGACAGAGUCUGCAGGACACGCUCGGAGACCAGCAGGUCAGCCUGUGCCAGUGUCCCGCCUUGCAAACUUCCUCUCCUUACAAGCACAGCACCUCAGAAACAGAAAUUCACAGGGAGAGACUCUGCCGAGAUUGUCGCUGUCGAAAGUACGGUCUGAAAGCAUGGGAUGGGUCUGGGCUGGACCACAUCCAGCCAGCUGGCAUGAAAGAAGAAAGGCAGCUCAAUAAAUCCCAGUGCUCCAGUGACACUGCCCAGCAGCAGUCAGAUUAUACCUCAGACCACAGCCCUCUCCCUGCUGCUGACAUCUACAAAAUCCACAGAUGCCUUUGUUCUCUUGGCAGCUCUUUUGAUAUGCUCAACAUCUCCAGCGAGACGUCAAUCAGCGAUUUUGAGCAAGGCCUGAAGCUCGCUGAAUCAGCCAGUUCCUGUCCCGAUGCCUUAGAGCUGUCUGACUCCUACAGCAACGCAGAGCGAGGUUACCUGAACGGCAAGAGAGAUACCCUGCGGCUGGACCUGAGGGAGACUGUCUUUGAUGUCUCUCCGGCUGCAUCACAGCAGAACAGCUCUUCAUGGAAAAAUCGGUUCGGGUUGGGGAACGAAGGGCCGGUCGUGCUGCCCAACAGCCAGCCAGACAUGCCUGACGUUUGGAUCAAACGAUCCAGUGCACAAAGUUCUGGUUACAACAGCUGAGACCUCGCAGAGAGCAAAGCUGCUGCCAGGGAAAGGGGAAGCCUGAAUGUCCUUAGAGCUGUAAAUACCAAUUUUUCUCCUCCCACCUCUCCUAGAGCUGAGACUGAGACUAUUUCUUAGUAUUUCAGCUGUGCAAAACGUGUGUUUUCACAGGAAUCAGCAGAUCUGAUGCCAGUGAGAGGAUGUGAGAGCCAUCCUGAUGGACUACAAGCCCUUUGACUUCCAGUGUGUGGUGCCAUGUUCACAGCUGUUCACAGGACUUACCGAGUACACCUGGUUUGUCAUUUCCUACAAGGUGAUUAGGUUUUGUUUGCUUGAGAUAAAUAACGAGGCAAAGCUCCCCAGGUAUUUAAUGACAGAGAAAGAGAGCUCAUGUUAAAAAAAAAAAAAAAUUAAAAAAAUCCCAAAACUGAACUACUGAAAAUCUAGGUAUCAAGUGAAGUGUAUUGUGAAUAAUAAGACAUAAAGUAUUUCAUUUUCUAUUUUAUGCAAAGUCCAGAUCUACAGACCCCAUCAAAAUAGCUCAGAUAUUAUAAAAAAGUCCUGUCAAGACUUCUGAGUUGACACAGCCUCUUUCUGACCAUGGAAGAGGCUGCAGAAUCCAGCCCAAAUAUAUUUCCAGUAACAACUUCUGUUUGUUUUAUCUGAAGGAAUUCUAAUACUGCCAAAGAUUUUCAGUGUGAAUUUCCCCCUUGAGGGAUUAAGUCCUUGUCCCCCCCAGACUCAUGUGCCUUGUUGUGUCCUCUUUACACAGUGUUUCCACUCAAGGCAUUCCCCUCAAACAUGUAACUUUUUAAAAUUCACAUAUCUGGUAAAUCUUGAAAUUUAGGGUUUUUCCCCCUCUACGAGAAACAAACAGGAAAACAAACAUUUAUUUGCCCUUAUUUGUUGAAAAAUAAAACAUUCUCUCUACAAGUUGACAUACAAUAAAUGCUUAUAACAAC